GUCUGUUCUAGGUACCGGGAGAAGCCGGCCCUCCCCCUUUAUUUCAGCACCACCCCAGGAGCUAUGCUGGUGCUCAGCUUACUGUGACCCCCCAUACAGGCCUCAGGAUACUAACCUCCGGGGGAGCGGCCCACACUCACCCUCGGAAACCUGCACAUUAACCGGCCGGAGCCAAGCCAGGCCGGGCCGCCCCGAACACACCGCUUCCCCUCCUCUUUUCUUCUGUGUGGUUCACACAAAGCUGUAUUGAUGGUGUAGCACAUCAGGGGAGGAUCACUUACAAAGAAUCUGAAAAGUUUUUUCCCCCCUGAUUUCUAUGGCAACCAUCAGUCCCUGCCCACGUGUCAGAUGAUAAAGCAUUGGCCAAGAGCUUUUUGAAGCACUGGGGUUGUUGGAGUGGUCCAAUUUUUCCUGGAACUGCGUGAUAAAUUCAGAAGACUGAAGCCCAGGCUCACUGUCUACCUUUCACGGAGGCCCAGCCGUGAGAGGACAGAAGAAGGCACGUGGCGAAUCAUGACGGCCGACAAGGAAAAAGAUAAAGACAAGGACCGGGAUAGAGAGAGAGAGAAACGGGACAAGACCCGCGAUGGGGAGAACUCUAGACCCCGGCGCAGCUGCACUCUCGAAGGUGGUGCCAAGAACUACGCCGAGAGCGACCACAGUGAGGAUGAGGACAAUGAGAACAAUGGUGCGACGGCUGAGGAGGCUGCCAAGAAAAACAAGAAGAAGCUUCCAAAGAAGAAGUCGCGCUAUGAAAGGUCUGUUAAUGGGGAGAUCACUUCGUAUGUCACGGAGGACGAUGUGGUCUACAGACCUGGAGAUUGUGUAUAUAUUGAAAGUAGACGACCCAACACUCCAUACUUCAUCUGUAGCAUUCAAGACUUCAAAUUGAGUAAGAGAGACCACCUCUUGAUGAAUGUGAAGUGGUAUUAUCGUCAGUCUGAGGUGCCGGACUCGGUCUACCAGCACUUGGUACAAGAUCGACACAAUGAGAACGAUUCCGGCCGAGAGUUGGUCAUCACAGACCCCGUCAUCCGGAACCGAGAGCUCUUCAUCUCGGAUUACGUUGACACUUACCAUGCUGCUGCUUUAAGGGGGAAAUGCAACAUCUCCCAUUUCUCAGAUAUAUUUGCUGCUCGGGAGUUUAAAGCUAGGAUUGACUCCUUUUUCUAUAUACUGGGAUACAAUCCAGAGACUAGGAGGCUGAAUAGCACCCAAGGGGAGAUCCGAGUCGGGCCGAGUCACCAGGCCAAGCUUCCCGAUCUGCAGCCUUUCCCAUCUCCGGACCGUGAGGCAAUCACCCAGCAUGAGGAGCUGGUGUGGAUGCCGGGGGUUAAUGAUUGUGACCUGCUGAUGUACCUGCGGGCAGCCAGGAGUAUGGCUGCCUUUGCCGGGAUGUGUGAUGGAGGAUCUACAGAAGAUGGAUGUGUUGCUGCUUCUCGGGAUGACACUACGCUCAAUGCGCUUAACACACUACAUGAAAGCAACUAUGAUGCAGGGAAGGCCUUGCAGCGAUUGGUGAAGAAGCCGGUACCCAAACUCAUCGAGAAGUGCUGGACAGAGGACGAAGUGAAAAGGUUCAUCAAAGGCCUGCGACAAUACGGCAAGAACUUCUUCAGGAUUAGGAAAGAACUCCUUCCAAGCAAAGAGACGGGUGAACUUAUCACUUUCUAUUACUACUGGAAGAAAACCCCUGAAGCCGCCAGCUCCCGUGCCCACCGCCGACACCGAAGGCAGGCUGUCUUCCGCAGGAUCAAAACGCGCACUGCAACAACCCCGGUGAACACUCCCUCCCGACCUCCAUCUAGUGAAUUCUUGGACUUAAGCUCGGCAAGUGAAGAUGAUAUUGACAGUGAGGACAGCGAGCAGGAGCUGAAAGGUUAUGCCUGCCGCCACUGCUUCACGACCACUUCUAAGGACUGGCACCACGGCGGCCGAGAAAACAUUCUCCUGUGCACAGACUGUAGGAUUCAUUUCAAGAAAUACGGAGAGUUGCCACCCAUUGAGAAGCCUGUGGACCCCCCACCAUUCAUGUUCAAGCCUGUCAAGGAGGAAGAGGAUGGGCUCAAUGGAAAGCAUAGUAUGAGGACUCGGAGGAGCAGAGGCUCGAUGUCCACACUACGCAGCGGGCGUAAAAAGCAGACUGCCAGCCCUGACGGCAGGGUUUCCCCUAUAAAUGAAGACAUACGUUCCAGUGGUCGCAAUUCUCCAAGUGCUGCCAGCACAUCCAGUAAUGAUAGCAAAGCGGAGUCAUUAAAGAAACCUUCAAAGAAGAUUAAAGAAGAAACGUCAUCCCCUCUGAAGAGUGCCAAACGACAAAGAGAAAAGCCAGCCUCUGAUACAGAAGAGGCAGACCAGGCCAGUGUUAAAAAAUCCAAAACACAAGAGAUCAGUAGACCAAACUCUCCAUCAGAAGGAGAGGGGGAGGGAGAAGGAGAUGGGGAGGGUGAAGGGGAGAGCUCAGACAGCCGUAGCGUCAAUGAUGAGGGCAGCAGCGAUCCAAAAGACAUUGAUCAGGAUAACCGCAGCACCUCUCCUAGCAUUCCUAGUCCACAGGACAACGAAAGUGAUUCUGAUUCCUCGGCCCAGCAACAGCUGCUACAGCCACAAAAUGGAGCACCAACAAUGGUGCCUCCCCCUGUGUCUCCUGGACCUCUCCCACAAGUUCUCCCUCCGGCUCAUAGUGUAGCACCUGCUCAAAUAUCGCCAUCUCCAUCCCUUCCUACAUCCCAGCCUCCUCAGCCUCCGUCACUUUCACUUGUUCAGACUCCAGUCUUGCAUCCUCAGAGGCUUCCAUCUCCACAUCCAGCCAUACAACCUCUUGCUGGGUCACAAGGAGAACCACAACCACCAACUCCUGCCCAGAUUCAUCCCCAGUCACCACACCAAGGGCCAGUAACCUCCCUGCCCCACGGCAUGCCAGCACAGCCCAUUCUGCAAUAUCCUGGUUCUUCUCCACCUCAAUCCUGUCCUUCUCAGGUCUCUCCGUUGCCUCAACCUCCAUCUCAUGCUUUCCCUCAUAAUACUCAGGGACCACCGACCUCUCAGCCUGCCAUACAAACACCCUCUCAACCACCGCGUGAGCAGUCUUUGCCUCCAGCACCCUUAGCCAUGCCUCACAUCAAACCACCACCCACCACCCCUAUUCCUCAGACUCCUACCCCAUCCCACAAACAUCCUCCUCAUUUACAAGGACCGUCUCCAUUCUCAAUGAAUACCAACUUACCACCACCACCUGCUCUUAAGCCUCUCAGUUCUCUGCCUACUCACCACCCUCCUUCUGCUCACCCUCCACCCCUGCAGCUUAUGCCACAGAGCCAGCAACUUCAGGUGACUGCAGCACAGCUGCCAGUGCUGACUCAAAGCCAAAGCCUUCCGCAGACACCUGGACACUCACAAACGGGGCUUCAUCCCAUACCUCCUCAGCCUCCUUUUCCACAACACUCAUUUACACCUGGUGGUCCACCAUCGAUUACUCCACCAACUUGUGCUCGUGCUCCUACUCCAUCCUCGUUGCCUGCAGUUUCCCCAAGUCUCCAGCCUCCUCCUACUGUCACAACGUCUACAGCUCCUACAGGAGUUUGCAUUCCUGUAGUGUCCCCAUCUCCCAAUCCGCCUCCCCUGCCACCUAUACAGAUAAAAGAAGAGGCACCUGAUGAAAUCGAAGAGCCUGAAAGUCCUCCACUUCCACCUCGAAGUCCUUCUCCCGAACCAACUGUGGUUGAUGCACCUAGUCACGCCAGCCAGUCUGCAAGGUUUUACAAACAUCUAGAUCGGGGCUACAACUCUUGUGCAAGAACAGACCUGUACUUCAUCCCCUUGGGUGGCUCAAAGUUGGCUAAGAAAAGAGAGGAAGCAGCAGAAAAAGCAAAGCGCGAAGCAGAGCAGAAAGUCAGAGAGGAAAGGGAACGAGAAAAGGAGAAAGAAAAAGAGAAGGAAAGAGAACGAGAAAGGGAGAGAGAAGCUGAAAGAGCAGCGCAGAAGGCAUGCUCCUCACAUGAUGGCCGCCUUGGAGAUUCUCAGUUCGGUGGUCCAGUUCAUAACCGACCUUCUUUUGAGCCACCAACCACCAUAGCUGCUGUCCCACCAUACAUUGGUCCCGACACACCGGCCCUUCGCACCCUAAGUGAAUAUGCUCGACCACACGUCAUGUCCCCCACCAACCGUAACCACCCAUUCUUUGUCCCUCUUAACCCGAAUGACCAACUUUUGGCUUACCAUAUGCCAGGUUUAUAUAACAUGGACCCAAGCAUGAGGGAAAGAGAGUUACGGGAGAGGGAAAUGCGGGAACGUGAAAUCCGUGAGCGGGAGCUACGGGAGAGGAUGAAACCAGGCUUUGAGGUGAAACCCCCUGAGAUGGAUCAGCUCCAUCCUGCCACUAACCCCAUGGAACAUUUUGCAAGGCAUGGUGCACUCACCAUUCCUCAAACGGCAGGACCACACCACUUCGCUUCUUUCCACCCUGGCUUGAACCAUCUUGAGAGGGAAAGAAUAGCUCUGGCAGGACCGCAAUUACGGCCAGAAAUGAGUUACCCAGAAAGACUGGCAGCUGAACGGAUACACGCAGAGCGCAUGGCAUCGCUUGCUAAUGAUCCUUUGGCCAGGCUCCAGAUGUUCAACGUCACGCCUCAUCAUCACCAACACUCUCACAUACAUUCACACCUCCAUCUCCAUCAGCAGGACCCAUUACAUCAAGACUGCUGCUGUAACUCUAAAUCUUGGCCAGGCGUGGCUGAAAACGGGACAUGUGUUCCAGUCCACUUUCCUGGGGCAGGCGGCCCGAUGCAUCCGCUGGUGGACCCGUUGGGUGCGGGGCCUCACCUGGCACGUUUCCCGUAUCCCCCCGGAGCCAUCCCAAACCCCCUAUUGGGACAGCCGCCGCAUGAACAUGAAAUGCUGCGACACCCAAUGUUUGGUACCCAUUACCCCCGGGAUUUGCCGCCUCCGAUGUCUGCUGCCCAUCAGCUUCAGGCGAUGCAUGCACAGUCCGCUGAACUGCAGCGGUUGGCGAUGGAGCAGCAGUGGUUACACGGUCACCCUCACAUGCACGGAGGGCACUUACCCAGCCAAGAAGAUUACUACAGCCGGCUGAAGAAAGAAGGAGACAAGCAGCUGUAAAUGGGAAGUGUGGCUUUUCCAUGGGAGAGCCAGGCUCCAAACAGACCUCCCAGAAGUUGCAACAUACUUUCCCUUUGUAAGACUUGUCACAUACUGCCCUUCAUCUGUAAAGGAGACUCCUCCAAGCCGGCCCCUGCAUGCCACCUUCUUCCCACAGCCUUGGGAGGGAGCAGGUUUGGAGGACGAUGUGGGAGAACUUAUCGGACACUUGGAGCAGUUUCCCCCCCAUUUUAUAACACCUCAUACUCCAGGGGUGCUGAAACCAUACACUCACUGUGUGCGAAUCAAGACAGAGACUUAUAUACGCCGGCACCCAAGGAUCCCUGGUGCUGUGACACAGAUUAACUCUUUAUUUUAUUACAUCAGCAGAAGGCCCGCGCCAUUGUACAAAGUUGCCCAGUUCUGCCCGCAAUCUGUAUAUAUGUUACUAAGCAAAGACUAGAGGAAACGUUUCCGCUGAGACCCCCUGUUUGUCCCUGCGUUGCAGUUACUACAUGUGAAUUCAAGCCUGCCACUGACGGGUUUCUGUUAACCGCUUCACUGCUGGCGGGAUUUUAGGCCUUCGUCCCUCGGUAGCUAAGCAGUUA
Spea bombifrons (plains spadefoot toad) is the source of this 5705-nucleotide messenger RNA. It is a transcript of the gene RERE, whose product is annotated as arginine-glutamic acid dipeptide repeats. Gene Ontology annotation, molecular function: transcription corepressor activity; sequence-specific DNA binding; chromatin binding. NCBI's taxonomy places the organism in Eukaryota, Metazoa, Chordata, Amphibia, Anura, Pelobatidae. The transcript is spliced from 24 exons. The record is from RefSeq and is a predicted model, not a curated record. The coding region runs from base 514 to 5118 and encodes 1534 amino acids. Gene Ontology annotation, cellular component: nucleus. Gene Ontology annotation, biological process: regulation of DNA-templated transcription.